UGCCGCGGCUGCCGGGAGCCAGUCGGGAGCGCGCGAGGCGCUGGGCGACCGAGACCCGGAGCGAGAGCCGCCUACCUGCAGCCGCCGCCCACGUUCGGGCAGCCACCAUGGCGCUUCUGCUGCGCUUCGUACUCCUGUGCGGCGUCGCGGAUUUCGCCAGAAGUUUGACUAUCAUUAAUCCUGAACAGAUGAUUGAAAAAGCCAAAGGGGAAACUGCCUAUCUACCAUGCAAAUUUACUCUUAGUGAGGAAGACCAGGGACCACUGGACAUUGAAUGGCUAUUAUCACCAGCUGAUAAUCAGAAGCCGGAUCAAGUGAUUAUUUUAUAUUCUGGAGACAAAAUUUAUGUUGACUACUAUCAAGAUCUGAAAGGACGAGUACAUUUUACAAGCAAUGAUAUCACAUCUGGUGAUGCAUCAAUAAAUGUAACAAAUUUACAGUUAUCGGAUAUCGGCAUUUAUCAGUGUAAAGUGAAAAAAGCUCCUGGUGUUGCAAAUAAGAAAGUUCAACUUACAGUUCUUGUUAAGCCUUCAGGUAUAAGAUGCUUCAUUGAUGGGUCAGAAGAAAUUGGAAAUGACUUUAAACUAAAAUGCGAACCCAAAGAAGGUUCACUUCCAUUACGAUAUGAAUGGCAAAAACUGUCUGACUCUCAGAAAAUGCCCGACUCAUGGUUACCAGAAAUGACUUCACCUGUUAUAUCUGUAAAAAAUGCCACUUCUGAGUACUCUGGGACCUAUAGUUGUACAGUCAGAAACCGGGUGGGCUCCGAUCAGUGUCUGCUGCGCCUAGAUGUUGUUCCUCCUUCAAAUAGAGCUGGAACAAUUGCAGGAGCUAUUAUAGGAACUUUACUUGCUCUAGUGCUCAUUGGUUGUAUCGUCUUUUGCUGUCAUAAAAAGCGCAGAGAAGAAAAAUAUGAAAAGGAAGUUCAUCAUGACAUCAGGGAAGAUGUGCCUCCUCCCAAGAGUCGUACCUCUACUGCCAGAAGCUACAUUGGCAGCAAUCAUUCAUCCCUGGGAUCCAUGUCUCCUUCUAACAUGGAAGGAUAUUCCAAGACUCUGUAUAACCAAGUCCCAAGUGAAGACUUUGAACGUGCUCCUCAGAGUCCAACUCUCCCACCUGCUAAGGUAGCUGCCCCUAAUCUAAGUCGAAUGGGCGCUGUUCCUGUGAUGAUUCCAGCACAGAGCAAGGAUGGGUCCAUAGUAUAGAACCUCAGUACCUCUCAGCUAUGCUCUCUGUAUAUCUCUUCUUCUCUUGAUAUAAGAAUACAUAUUCUAGUCUAAAUUUUGUUAUCAGUUUCAAAUAUAUAAAAACAGACCUUGAUCAGAAAUUGUCAGAAAUAUACUUAAAGGUUUUUUUGGUUUUAUUGAGGGUAUUAAAGUUAGUAAAUAGACAUUCUCCAUCUGAAAAAUACAGAUUUUAUUUUAACAGGUUCAUUUUAAAGGUUUCUAAAUAUUAAUACCUAAGUAACAUUAUAGCACUUUGUAUAUGAAAUCACAGUUGAAGAAACUGGUGAAUUUACAUCCUUACCAAGUUGAUACUUGAAUCAUCUUAAAGUGGUAAAGAAACAUGGCAGAAAUCCUUAUGUAUGUUUAUACUUGUUUUUAUAGCUUCUUUGAAAACUCUUUAAGUCUAUUUGGAAUAUCUCUCAUAACAAGAAAACACCAUAAUGUGUUAGAAAUUACUAGUUUUCUAUCCAAGUUAUCAUAAACCUUAUACAGUGAUUUCUUAAAUUUAAUUGAUAGACUGCUAAGGGCAACAGGUACAUAAUAUGCUCUUUCAUAUACUAAAGUAAAAGAGCAUCAUUCAGAUUCAGUUUGAACACUGCCAUCAGUUCCAUGUACAGGUUUCCGUAUAGGUGCAAUAGUGGGGAGAUUUUUGUUGAGUGAUCUGAUGCCUGGAGGCCUAUGAUGGUCUUCAGAACAGUGACCAGCCAGAUCAAAGAUGUAAUAUUUCACAGUUCCAAGUAAACACUGGCUUUCCACCUUAAGUGUUAUUUUGCCUCAUGAAAAUAUUAUUUAAGUUUUUUUGUUUAAUCAUUGUAUAUUGAAAUUCCCUAAUUGGUUUUAAAUUUUAGGUUUUUAAAAAAAUUCAUUGUGGGGAUUAUUUGGAUAAUAUUGUGUUAUAUGUUCUAGAAACAUGUGAUUCUAAAUUUAUUCUCUUGAAUGCAUUUCCUGAAUAGUUUCAUCGUAGACUCAGAAUAAUCAAGUACAUACAUUUUAAGCAAUUAAGUGUUCUCCAUCCAUUCUCUAUCCAGACAUGGAGAAUGUCCAGUUGCUGUUGUGUGGCCAAACAUGUGUUUGUGUAGUUCCAACCAAUCAAGUUGAGCAUUGAAAAAGUUUGAGUCUUUGUUCUGUAAAAGUGAUUUAUUCUCUAAAAAAAAAAAAAAAAAAUGAAAAAUGAAAAAAGGGGUGAAGGGAAUACUCCUACUUGCCAAAUGUAUUAAGUAGUACUGUUUUAGUAGAAGAAAGUGAAUUUAUUGUAUUUCCCUUGAGAUUGUGAGGGAGUGUGGAAAUAGUAGAAUGAGCCAACAGUUUCUUUAUAGUAAAUAAGUUCUGCAAUAAAUUAUUUCACUAGCUCUAAAACCUUUUCCCUAGAUUUUGGUAGGGAGUUGGUUUCUGUUCAUCUUUUUGGGUGCUGUGGUGGUAAAUGCUGCAUUAUAAAAUUAAUGUUGGCAUGUUUUAUACAGUUAGGCAGAAUAUGGUAUACACUGUUUAAUGAUAAAUUUAAGAUGAAUGUGUAAUAGAUUAGUGUAUAGUUUUACAUAUUUGAAAGCAUUUUUUAGUAGGUUUUAAACCUUACAUAAAAUUACUUUUAUAUUUGUGUUAACAUUUUCAUCUGUGCCUUUUGGGUAAUUUACUUUCCAUUAUGAAUUUCUGGUGCCUAUGAGCUAGCUAUCACCUACUUCAGAGGUGCUUAGAGGUGAAGGUACUGUUGCUAAAAAUGCAUCACUGUGACAUCAUUCUAUCCUCAUGCUUUCAGUCUAGCCUCUUCCUGUCUGUUGCUUUUUGACUUAAGAUGAUUGUGUUAUUCAUAAAGAUGUAAAAAUUUCAACCUCCCCAACACUCUUCAACUGUGUUUCUGAUUUUAUAACAGUAGCUAUUUUUAAAUGUCAGGUGUUUAGCCUGUUUUAUAUGAAUAAAAUUUAUUUAUAAGAUAUUUUAAGAAUAAAGUAGAAUGCAAAGUUUUGGUCCUUACAUUUUCUGAUUUUUAUAUAAUGCAGAUUAUGUGAUCAAUCCAAGUAGAAAUUACUGCAGAAGGGAGAUAUGUGUAAGACUUUCCUUCUCUUAAAAAUCAUAUUUUGGCCAUAAGUAAAUCAGAAUCUCUUCCAGAAGGCUUUCAGUUCAGACACAUAACAAUGAUAAAAUGAGAAACAAGCUUUACAAAGUCAGCUGUGUAUCUUGAAGGGACCUAUGGGUAUAAGUAAAUACAGAGUAUAGUUUUAGGCUUCUAUCUGCAGCUACUCUCAUUGUAAACUUCACUUAAUCCAAAGGGUGGUACUAGUAAUUGCCUAAAUAAUGCCCACCAGUAGUUAAUUUGAACCAGAGAUCAGUUGUUUUAGAAUUACUAUUGAUAAUCAUCAAGUAGUUCAUCAAAAAAUUAUUAAAGCAUUUCAAUUAGAGGACCAGACAACACCAGUCAAGGAGGGUACUUACUGCAUCUUCAAAGCAAAACCAUUUAAUUCUACCUUUUACCUGCGAGACUUGACACCUUUUUAGGUUACCCAGAAAAAUUUGAAAUGAUACCAUAAUCCUGCAGUUUAAGUACAAAAUGCUUUAUGGGUGUAGCUGUUCUGACAAUCUUACACUAAUAUUCCUGUUGGCCUCCCAACCCAACCCUGUGUAAAAGUCUCUAAGAGAUUCUACUGAUCAGUUAUUUAUUCCUCUAAAGUUGAACAACUUCUGCAGACUUGUUCCAAUGGAAACACAGCUUGAGUGUGUCUUAGGGGGAGGUUAAUUGACAACAUUCAAAUCAUUAUUAAUAUAAAUUUUUUUAUUUAAAAGGUAAUUCUUUAAAAUUUGAGUCCUGGAAAUGUAGAAUAACUGGAAGGGGAAGUAGACAUUUCGAUUAAAAAGAGCUGAUUGCAUGAAGUUGGCUUUCAAAUUCUGUAAUAUGUGACUUCUUAAAAUAACUAUUCUCCAUGUCUUUUUGUGUGUGCGCAGCAUGUAAAUUUGAAGUUUUGUGAAUAUUCAGUUUUUUUUUCCUAACUUUCUCAACAGUGUUUAGGGCUUUCAGAUGCCUUAUUCCAGUGUGAACAGAAAAGGUCCAUAUUUUAUGUGGUUAAUACUUCAGUGUGUCACAUAAUGAGGAGUAGUUUGUAGAAAAUGUUGGCACAAUUUUAACUUAAAAUUUUAGUGGUGUGUGACAUUAUAUAUUAUAUAUAUAUAUGUACAUAUAUCUUUAUAACAUUCAUGUGUUUAGUAGUAUAAAUGUUCUGGGCAAGUUUUAAUAUUUCAAAUGCCUUUGGAUAUUCUAGCAAUAAAAGCAACAUGUUUGGCAAUAGGAUUUCUUAACUCAUUUGCCUAUUUUGUCACUAAAAUAUUCCAUAACUGAGCACAGAUUUCUUAUAUAAAUGUUGUGGAAGCAAGGAAGAAUUAUAAAUUUGUGAAUCGUGGUUCUGUUUAUUUCUUUUUAGGGAAAAUUGCUCAUUUAUAUAUGAAUGGUAACACCAGCUUCUUAAUUAAAAUUGUUUUAUAAAAUAUAUACUAUUUUAUAAUUAAAGAAUAUAGUGAAUGUCAGUUGGGUUUGGUUUUGAUUGUGGAUACUAAAAGUUCAUCAAAGAACUUUGUGUUUUCUGGUAUCUUAUUUAAUGUUACAAGUAUUAAGAGAACCACAAUUCAUUGAUUCACUUAUUCUUGUCCCUAACUAUAAAUUUUAGUGAUGAAAUCCACUUGUGCUACUGAGAAAAAUAUUUGACACUUCACAUAUGCAAAGUAGAGAACUGAUAGUGUCAAUUGCAGAUUUUUGUAUUUAAAAUUUCUGGCUUACAUAUCCAAUGGUGCAGAUUUUGAAAUUUGUAAGAACAAAAGUUGUUUAAGAAAACAAAAACUUGCUCUAGUUUUGUGACCUUGUGUAAUUUUGAAAUAAAAUCAAGGAAGUAGUU
Messenger RNA from Lepus europaeus (European hare), 5101 nucleotides. It is a transcript of the gene CXADR, whose product is annotated as CXADR Ig-like cell adhesion molecule. Bases 108 to 1205 code for a protein of 365 amino acids. Gene Ontology annotation, biological process: homotypic cell-cell adhesion. Gene Ontology annotation, molecular function: cell adhesion molecule binding. The record is from RefSeq and is a predicted model, not a curated record. Lineage: Eukaryota; Metazoa; Chordata; Mammalia; Lagomorpha; Leporidae. The transcript has 7 exons. Gene Ontology annotation, cellular component: intercalated disc; basolateral plasma membrane; bicellular tight junction.